This is a messenger RNA of Nomia melanderi (Alkali bee), 4277 nucleotides long. It is a transcript of the gene Rtel1, whose product is annotated as Regulator of telomere elongation helicase 1. Gene Ontology annotation, cellular component: nucleus. Gene Ontology annotation, biological process: negative regulation of DNA recombination; regulation of double-strand break repair via homologous recombination; DNA replication. The record is from RefSeq and is a predicted model, not a curated record. NCBI's taxonomy places the organism in Eukaryota, Metazoa, Arthropoda, Insecta, Hymenoptera, Halictidae. Gene Ontology annotation, molecular function: DNA polymerase binding; hydrolase activity, acting on acid anhydrides, in phosphorus-containing anhydrides; DNA binding.
AAUUUUACGAAUUACGAACGACGAAUAUGUAUCACAUACAUACGUAAGUAGAGAUAUCUUUGCGACAACGACCUUUUAUCUUACAGAUAAAUGGAACUAUAAUGAGAAAGAAAUUCUAUUGUUUCGGCAUUUAUUAUUCACGUACAUUCAUCGAUGUUGUGUUAAACAUACACAUUUGAUAUGGCAAUUAUUGGCUCCUCCCAUCGGAUUUUAUAUUCAACAUAUGUAACGAAUUAAAUAUGACAAAUACGUUCCAUUGGUACUAAAGUUUAUUUAAAUAAAUAUAUAUUAUAACAUCGAAAUUGUGUGUGUAUUAACUUCGAAUAAUUUAAGGUAUAUCAAGUGUUACACCGAGGCCUAUUUUUGAGGUCAAUAACCAAUGGUUACUGAUCUUAAGAACAGCACACAUAUUAAGUUGAAACAACACAAUUCUAGGAUUUCUAUUUAUUAAUUCGAAUUCUGUAAAAGCGGGAAACGACGGCUCUCUCUUGCGGCAAAGAAGCACAUAUAAUUAGGAAAAAAAUACGAAUCCAAUAGAAACUUAAGGAGUUACUCUUACCGCUCAGUUGGCCGUUCAAUCGGCCAGUUGCUAAAUUGACCGAUGCGCAACUAACCUAAUCUUAAUUCUUUGUUACUUUGCAAUCGACUGCCAAUGAAUUAAUCUCUCUCUGUUACAGUCACACUCUUACCACUUACCAAUGAUCCACUCAAAACAGGUUUAAUGAUAAUUGACUAAUGCAUAGUGUCAAUGUGUAAAACAUAUAAUACAAAUAAAAUUACAUACUGUUGUGAAGAACUGGAUUCUUAUUUUCUUGUAUUUUAUUGUACAUUUAUAUUGAAUUUUAUAUAAAGGGUAUCUGGUUUUAAGAUUAUCUUAUUAAAAAUUUACUAAUUUUAUGUAUUUCACAUUAUAUGUAAAUAUGUGAAGCUGUCAAUAUUAAUAUAGUUGAUCUUAAAAUUUGGCGGUAAUUCGUGGUCGGUGACAAAGCUAAUGUUAAUUGCCUAGUUUCUCUGUAUAUAAUAAGAAAAGAUUUUAAUAAACUUUGUAAAGUUUAUGAUAACAUAAUGCCCGAAGUGACGAUUAAUAAUGUUAUUAUUAAUUUUCCAUUCAAACCAUACUCUGUUCAAGAAGAUUAUAUGGCAAAGGUGAUAGAAUGCCUUCAGAAUAGUAAAAAUGGUGUUUUAGAAUCUCCAACUGGCACGGGGAAAACACUCAGCCUUUUGUGUUCAUCUUUAAGUUGGUUAUUAACUAAGAAAGCUCAACUGCAGGCAGAAGCAUUAGUAGGGGCGAUAGAAAAACCAAAUUUUGGUGGACAUUUUUUCAAUAAAUUAAAUAAUGAACUUAAAGGAGCUACAGGUGAUUCAGAACCUUCCCCAAGUUUUAAUUGGGCUGCCCCAAAAAUUAUCUAUGCAUCUAGGACGCAUUCACAAUUGUCACAAGCAAUGCAAGAAUUGAAAAGAACCGCUUAUAAACAUGUGAGCACAGCUGUAUUAGGAUCCAGAGAUCAGCUUUGUAUUCACCCAGAAGUUUCCAAAGAAAUUAAUUCUUCUAAUAAGAUACAUAUGUGUCACUCUAAAGUAAAAUCUAGAACAUGUUUUUAUUAUAAUAAUGUUGAAACAAGGAAGGAUGAUCCCUUUUUUAAACAGGAAGUACUAGAUAUAGAAGAUUUAGUGAAAGCUGGUCAAAAAUAUAAAUGUUGCCCAUAUUUUUUAUCUAGGGAACUUAAACAGAAUUCAGAUAUCACUUUCAUGCCAUAUAACUACUUAAUAGAUGCAAAAGCAAGAAAAUCCCAAGGCAUAGAUUUGCAGAACCAGAUUAUUCUCUUAGAUGAAGCACAUAAUGUUGAAAAAACAUGUGAGGAGGCAGCAUCAUUACAGAUAUGUAGUACAGAUGUUGCAAUGUGUAUUGAUGAAAUAACAGGAGUAAUGCAAGACAUGGCUAAUAAUACUCAAGAAAAUGACUUCUUAACAGAAAAUUCUGGAAAUAUACAAAAAGAUUUUACUGCUGAUGAUUUAUGUAUUCUAAAAACAAUGUUUAUGGAACUAGAAAAAGCAAUUGAUGCUAUAAAAAUCAUAAAGCGCGAUGAGGGAGACACACAUCCUGGUGGCUAUAUCUUUGAAUUACUUGAAAAAGCUCAAAUAACACAUGGCAAGGAACAGCUAGUGAUAGAGAAGCUAGAAAAAAUUGUUCUUUACUUAACAACUACAAGUACCUCUCCAUUCGCAAGGAAAGGUAAUGCACUCCAAAAAUUCAGUGAUCUGUUAAGAGUAGUAUUUAAUAAUGGUAACAGUAUACGCUAUAGAGAAAAAAUCAAGCAAUGUUAUAAAGUGUAUAUUCAAGUGGAGGAACAGAAAAAAAAUAAUAAAAAGGACGUUUGGGAAACAAAGAAAAAAGUUCCAAAAAAUGAAGGCAAAAUUAUUAGUUAUUGGUGUUUUAGUCCAGGAUUUAGUAUGCAACAGUUAAUCGACCAAGGUGUACGUUCAAUAGUUUUAACAAGUGGCACAUUAUCUCCAUUAAAACCAUUUAUAUCUGAACUUGGGAUACCAAUUGAUGUUCAAUUGGAAAAUCCACAUAUAGUUAAAGGGGACCAAGUCUGUGUAGGUGUUCUUAGCCAAGGACCAGAUAAUUAUACAUUAAAUUCUUCUUUUAACACAAGGAAUGAUCCAAAAUAUAUAGCGUCUCUUGGCCGAACGAUACUUAAUUUUAGUUGUUUAAUACCUCAUGGUUUGUUAGUUUUCUUUCCUUCAUAUCCAAUAAUGCACAAAUGUAAAGACGAAUGGCAAAAUACAGGUUUGUGGACAAAAAUCGCAGAUCGUAAAUCCAUUUAUGUGGAACCACAACGCAAGGAUGGAUUUACAAAUGUUAUGAACGAAUAUUGUGAAAAAAUUAAAGAUCCCUCUUGUAAAGGAGCAAUUUUUAUGGCAGUUUGUAGAGGAAAAGUGAGUGAAGGACUCGAUUUUGCUAAUGCAAAUGGUAGAGCUGUUUUGAUUACUGGCCUUCCAUUUCCACCUUUAAAAGAUCCAAGGGUGAUAUUAAAACAACGAUAUUUGGAAGAGAUAAGAAAUAAUGACAAAGAAGCUUUGUCAGGUCAACAGUGGUAUCAGCUUGAGGCAUCACGAGCUGUUAAUCAAGCUGUUGGACGAAUUAUACGGCAUAAAAAUGAUUAUGGAGCUAUAAUAUUUUGUGAUUGUAGGUUUGACAAUCAAAAUUUCAAAAAGCAGUUAUCCGCUUGGUUGAGACCUUAUAUUAAAAAAUUUACCAAUUUUGGAAUAAUUACAAAAGACCUACGAGAAUUUUUCAAGUAUGCAGAGCGUACCUUACCACAACCAAAUAUGCAAUCGAAUGCAAAUCGCAUUUCGGUGCCUGCAACAUCAGCUUCUUUUGAUACAACUGUGACUCGAGCUGGACAAAAUAUUUCAAAAGAGAAAUCUGAAACGACACGUUCAAUGGAAGAUACUAUUCGUAUUUAUUCACAUGUUAAUGAAAAUGAACAGAAUAACAAAUCGAAUGAAAAGAAGAAAAAAAGUUUCUUUGAGCUGUUAGCAACAGAAUCUAAACCUGUUAUUAAUUUCAGCGAAUCGAAAGCGGAUAAAAAUUAUAAUACAUGUGAACUAACAAAAGAUAUCACUGAACCCCUUGCAAAAAAAAGAAAGAUAAAAGUGUUACCAUUAGAAUUCAAUGCAUGUUUAUCUGCUCCUUCCACUUCUUCGAGUGUAAGUACAACAGAAAAAGGCAGUACGAAUGCUUCUCAAAACAUACAUGAAGAACCCGCCGACAGUACUGAUAAGAAAGCUGUUGUUAAACCAUAUCUAAAAGAGGUAAAGCGUUCAUUGUCGGAGGAUAAUUAUAAGAUAUUUGCAAACAUGAUACAAGAAUAUUCAAAGACAAACAAUUUAGAUAAGUUGUUAGAGACACUUGAAAAGUUAUUUCUACCAAAAGAAGAAUUAUUUCACUUAUUUGCAGGAUUUAAACAUUUUAUAAAAAAGCAUCAUAUUAGUGUAUUCGAAACUCACGUUACUCGUUUAAGAAGCAAACGGUUAUGACGUUGAAAGUAUUAAAAAAAAACAACAAAAGACUGAUGUGCCUUAAUAUAGUGAUCAUUAACAUAUUCAACGCUGAAGAAUUAUUACAAUCCAAUCUCAGGGACAAAUAUCACUCAUCGCAUUUCGUUAUUUACGAUCGUGUUCUGGUUGAUACGUAUAUACAUUUAUACAUAUCAUUCAUCGAUUGAUUUUGUAAACUAAAAAUUGUUAUAAACAUUUCUCAGUAAAAUAAA